AUGUUUAAACCAAAAAGGAAAGAAAAUGAAGAGGAUCUAAUUUGUAACAAACACAAAAGGCCUUUGUUGAUGAUUCUGCAAGAUUAUAAAUUAACAUUAAUUGAAAGACUCAAGUGUUAGAAAUGUAUUGAAUUUUCUCAAUAUGAUGGAAAGAUGGAGGGGAUUGAAAAAGUUAAACAGGACAUUGAAAAUCAUUAAAAAAAAUACUUAGAAGAUAUAGCAAAUCACAUUGAAUAAAAUAUUUAGAAAAUAUUGAAAUUUUAGGGCACAAUCUAUAAUUUUAAAACUUCUAUCAUCUAAUUAUUAGAUAAAUUGAUUUAUAACUCAAAUCAAUGGGAGGAAAAUUUAAAAACAUUAGGUUUAUAGUAUGAAGUCUAUAGUUUCUAUGAAGAGUUAACUAAAUAAUCAACUUAGAAUGAUCUGGCUAAUAUAUUAGAUAAAAUUAAAAGUACAAAUGAUAAUUUGAGAAAAAAAGUUAAUUCCACACUAUAAAUAUUUUAAUCUUUUAGUUUUUAUCAAAAUUGUAAUGAUAUUUUGAACCGAAUGGAUUACUCCUAUGACAAUCAGAAAAUAUAACUUUAAGAACAAUAAAUAUUUCCCUGUAAAUUAUAAUUAAUUGAUGAUUCUAUUGAACAAUCUGAAGAGUGUUAGGCAAUUGUAUUUGAUCCUGCAGGAAGGCUUAUGGUAUCAACAAAUGGAAAGAAAAUAGAAAUUUGGAAUUUUAAUAAUGGAAAAAUAGAAAAAACCCAUUCAAUUUUCGAACAUACAAGUGCCGUGAGUUGUUUGGUAUUUAGUCAGAUUAAUAAUUAUUUCAUCUCAGGAUCAAUUGAUAAGACAAUUAGAAUGUGGAAAUAACAAAGUAAUAGUCAAUGGUAAAGUUCUAAACCAGGCAAAGAGCAUAAAGGAUUGAUUACUUGUAUAAUCUUAACUUAAAAAGAAGAUUAAUUAAUUUCAGGUAGUCAAGAUAAAUCAAUAAAAAUAUGGAAUGUAGAUUUCAACAACAAUGAAUUAAAAUUUCUAUAUUCAUUAGAAAAUCAUACCGGUUGCGUUCAUUCAUUAAGCUUAAAUCAAUCAGAUAAAGUAUUGGUUUCAAGCGGACAUGAUUCAAAAAUAAAAAUUUGGAUCAAGGAAUCAAAUGCAUUAUGGAAGUUUUAGUAUGAUGUUACUUAAUUAGAAAAAGGAAUUGGAAUGCACGUCAAAUUUCUUUAAGAAGACUUAUUUAUUUGGAUACCAUAUAAUAGAAACAUUUUAUGUGUAUUUGAAUUUCAAGAUGGUAAAUUUCAAGAAAAUAUAAAAAAGGAAGUUAAAUUUGAAAAAGUUAAUGGAACUUUUAUUAAUAUAGCUCAUUUCCCUAUAAUUUAUAAUGAAGAGAAAAAAAUUAUAUGCCUACGACAUGUGUGCCAUAUUAUUAUUCUUGAAGUAAAAAAAAAUGGAUUUUUAUCUGUUGUUGAAUAAUUAGAUUGUGAAUUUUGGAAUAUAAAUGGAACCGUUACAAACAAUGGGCGAUACUUAUUAUUUUGGGUUGGGGAAAAAAAUAAAUAUAAUUCAUAUGAAAUAAUUUAUUUAUGA
Paramecium sonneborni is the source of this 1569-nucleotide messenger RNA. NCBI's taxonomy places the organism in Eukaryota, Ciliophora, Oligohymenophorea, Peniculida, Parameciidae. The record is from the annotation of a GenBank genome assembly.